Gymnodraco acuticeps is the source of this 3861-nucleotide messenger RNA. It is a transcript of the gene kcnk1b, whose product is annotated as potassium channel, subfamily K, member 1b. NCBI's taxonomy places the organism in Eukaryota, Metazoa, Chordata, Actinopteri, Perciformes, Bathydraconidae. The record is from RefSeq and is a predicted model, not a curated record. Gene Ontology annotation, molecular function: potassium ion leak channel activity. Gene Ontology annotation, cellular component: membrane. The coding region runs from base 173 to 1180 and encodes 335 amino acids. The transcript is spliced from 3 exons. Gene Ontology annotation, biological process: potassium ion transmembrane transport; stabilization of membrane potential.
GCAGGUUUCGUGGAGGGGGAGAGGAUCCUCAUUUGAGCUUUGUCUAUAACAACAUCCCUCUCUGGAGGAUAGCUCUUUAUUUCGGUAAUAUAACGCGCCAGGCCACUACAUUGAUAACGUUAGUUUAGUAAUAUACUUAUAUACAACGGUAACGUUACCCCGAGGUACAACAAUGCUCCAGUCUCUUGCUAGCAAUUCAUGCGUGCGGUUGAUACAGAGUCACAAAUCGACAUGGUAUUUUGUGUCUCUAGUCUUGGGGUAUGUCCUUUAUCUCGUAUUCGGUGCUGUGGUCUUUUCUUCGGUUGAGCUGCCUUACGAAGACCUCCUGCGCCAGGAGCUGAGAACCAUUAAAAAACAGUUCCUCCAAGAAAACGACUGUCUAUCCGAGGAUCGUCUGGAGAGGUUUCUAAAGAAUGCCCUGGAUGCCAGUAAUUAUGGGGUCUCCAUCCUCAAUAACGCCUCAGAUAACUGGAACUGGGACUUCACCUCUGCGCUGUUUUUCGCGAGCACCGUGCUGUCCACCACAGGUUACGGUCACACAGCCCCACUGUCAAGCGGCGGGAAGGCAUUCUGCAUUAUCUACUCAGUGAUUGGCAUCCCCUUCACCCUCCUCUUCCUCACUGCUGUGGUGCAAAGGAUCAUGGUGUUCAGCACGCGCAGGCCCAUCAUGUACUUCUACAGGCGCUGUGGCGUGUCCAAGCCUCUGGUGGCCAUCGUCCACGCCACCGUCCUCGCCACCAUGGCCGUCUCUUGCUUCUUCCUCAUCCCCGCCGCCAUCUUCUCAGCGCUGGAGGACAACUGGAACUUCCUGGAGUCCUUCUACUUCUGCUUCAUUUCCCUCAGCACCAUCGGCCUGGGAGACUACGUACCUGGAGAGGCCACCAAUCAGAAGUUCAGGGAACUCUACAAAGUGGGCAUCACUGUGUACCUGAUCCUGGGUCUGAUUGUCAUGCUGGUGGUGCUGGAGACCUUCUGCGAGCUGCAGCAGCUGAAGCAGCUGAGGAAGAUCUUCUACCUGAAGAAGGACAAGCCCCAGGACCGCCUCGCCAUCUUGGAGCACGACCACCUGUCCUUCACCACCGUGUCCAACAGAGCCACCGUCUACACCGAGGACAAAACACAGCCGUUUGUUAGCGUGCCGAGUCUGGUGUCUCCCAACGACGAUCCCAUGAUCCAGUAAACAACAAUGUGACAAUGUGACAGUAGGGGCUAAUGCACGCAACACUAUAGACAAGUAUUAGUAUAUCAUAACUGAAGGCAUCAUGCAAAGAUCAGUCCUGCUAACUGUAGUAGUAAAACAAAUAGAUACUAUUCCGAUCAAGUAAGCAAUCUUCUUCAUCAACCCACAAUGCUGACAAUAUAGUGCUCAAAUGUAUGCACAUCAAUAAGGGAGAAAAUGUGUAGUUUAAAACUAUCAAUAAUAGCCUUCUGCUGUAUUUAUGACUCACUAGAGAUGAGCUCCUUCAUGAGCCGUGCUAUUUAUUCCAUAUUUAGGUAACAUUUUUCAAAGUAAUUGGUCUCUUAACCCUAGCUGGAAUAUAGGACAGUUCUCUGUAGUGUCUCGCAUAUUAAAACAUAAAUAUGUAUGUAUCCUAUAAGUAGAGAUGCUUGACAGGUAUGUAGAAUGUACAUAUUCAGGUUAAUGUUUUAAGAUGUACAGUAUGGCGCCAUUGAGAAUGACAACACCUGUUAAAGAUGAGCCAAGCAGUAACUAACACUCAAGAACAAUGCAAGUUAUUAAUAAUUGAGUUCAGAAUUUACUAUAAGGAAUUUUGACAGCAAGAAACAGUUAAUGCUUCAUUUGAUUCGUUUUCCAUUGGAUCGGCUCCUAUUGAUUUCUCUAAAGGUUAGUGAACGUUUCAGGGUCCUGUUUUUCAUUGCAUGAAGUGCGUCACAUGGUUGAUCGAAAGAGAGCUAGCAGUGAUCCUGAACAAAGCUUCUGAAAGAACAGACAAUACAUUAUACGAACCAUAGGUUCGCUGAGCUCUGGAGAAGAUAUCCUGAAAAACAUUACCUUUUUAGAAAAGAAAGUUUCCAAGAAAAACAGCCUUUGAUUAAAAUAACUGCUAGCAAGAACAUAUUUACUCUGCAUAAAACAACAAAGUUGUUUGGUAGCACUUUUGGCUCAUCUUUACGGAGAUGUUGACUUUUCUUUUUGGACUUGACGUUGUCACACAUCUCAUUGUGAGGAAUAGUUUUUACCUGCAGCUAUGUAUAUUUUCUCUACAUGUUGAAGUGAUUUUCGUAGUUGUCCAUGUGUGACAAUAAGCACUGUAAUUUAUUGAUUUGUCCGGAUGGCUUAAUGUGUGCUGGACAGUGUGAAAGGGAAAGUAGAGGUUAACGAGGUUUAAAAAGGGAACGGCAGAGUGCUGGCUGACCCCACGCUUUUCACUGUCGAUAAACGCAGCUCAGAUUGCACAGACGGAGGUACAGAUACAAAUAACUGUUUGGUAUUACUAGGAGAGAAAAGGGACAUGGUUCCAAAGAUUUAAUCAAGAUAUUUUUAAUGGAAAGACAAUGGUACUUUUGAUGAUCUUUAAGGACUUGAUAUUUUCUCUGAGCUUAAAAAAAAGAGCUAUCAGUCUAACAGAAACUAUUUUACUGUAUUAACAUCAUUUGAAUGUAUAUUUUUGACAUAAGGAAGGUUUACAACAUUUUAGAAGUAACUAAUGAAAGUAAUUAUUCACCAUAAAAGGUGCAUUUGGGAAACUCAAAGAGCAAGAGUGCGGCUAAAUCAACCACAUCAGUUUUUAUCUGCUCAUCAACCAAGGAUAACUUUCCAUAGUUGGAAAUUAAAUAUAUACACAUGCACAUUUUGUAUGACAUUUUUAUCGCACUCCUUCAAAAAAGCCUCUGCAUCUGCAGUGAAAAGAUGUGACAUUAUUUCACGCCGUUAUCCAUCCUGUAAUAUUCUGUUUGCCGCAAAUAAACACCCACUCGUACAGUGUAGCAUACUGCUACAAUGCAGACUUUUUACAUGCAUUUAUUAUGAAUUUUAACUAUGUCUCAGUCUCCGUGUGGAACUGAUGUUAUUACCUCAUGUUUCUUUGCUACAACGCCACAUCAAGACAGUCGCAGCCUUUCAUGAAGAAGUCUUGAAUGUAACGUUUUUUAAGCCGUUUGCUCCAGUGAGAUUGACAGCCUGCAGCUUCACGCCUCGCUGCUCUGUUAGGUUAGCGCUGACCAGUUAUUUGAAACGGUCCAGGUGAGCUGUGGCACGGUGUCGUGACCGCUUGCAAAAUUAGCUUUGAAUCACCCGAGUUACUCACUGAUCUUUAAUAUUGUAUUUUCUACAUCAGUGGGAUUUUAGUUGCUUUUUCCACCAGUCUGGGCCUUCGUGUGAACUGUGAAGCAUUCUAACGAAAUGUCUGCUUGAAAAAGAGAAAACUUGUUUUUUUGCCAUGCUAUAUGGUUUCUCUUUUACUGUAAUAUGUUUCACUGUUUUAAAGAAACAUUACAUAGAUUGAUGUCAAGGAUUUUACCCUUCUGUUUUCGGCAGUGUUUGUCACGCACAUACAGUUGGUCUUGAGAGUGAAAAGAAAAUCCGUUCAGGGAGAACACAUUGUGUCAAGGAUUACAAAUGGAAGCACACACUGACAUUAUUUAUUUAAGCUGACAAAAGUAACCUGUUUGGAACAAUUCGAAUCCCAUGUUUCUGUACAUAUCUCUGCAGUUGUUGUGGUGAAUACUGUAAAUUCAUCAGCUCCGGAAAGUAUUUUAGUGUUUAUUCCAAUAAUGGUAAACAACAUUUCAAUGGUGCACCUAGUUUUUCGGUAAAAAAUUCAUUUUAGCAUAAGAAGUGAAUCCAUGAACUGUAAAAUAUCACUGUGUCUUAAAUAAAGUCGGUUUGUUAUUAACUAA